Messenger RNA from Medioppia subpectinata, 2188 nucleotides. Lineage: Eukaryota; Metazoa; Arthropoda; Arachnida; Sarcoptiformes; Oppiidae. The record is from the annotation of a GenBank genome assembly.
AGUUGCCUAUCAAUAAUGAAAAUAUUAUCAUUUAUUUGCAGUCACGCUGUUUAACGACAUCCAGGUCUCAAUGGGUGAUAAAGCACUGCUUCCGUGCAAUAUAACGCCGCCAUCAGAGGACGACUCCAUAACAUUAGUGCUAUGGUAUAGAAGUGAUGUCAAGAUAUUACCCAUCUAUACGGUCGACAUCCGCCACAACCGCGAAAAAGCUAAACACUUGACACACGAAGUGUUGGCCGAUCGCGCCUUCUUUAACCUAUCCGUCCGACCGGCCGUUCUCUCAUUGGAUCCCAUCCUCGAGACCGAUGGCGCCGAAUACCGGUGUCGAGUGGACUUCCGCUGGGGUCGCACUCUUACAUCAGUCAUCAACCUUCAUGUCAUUGUGCCUCCGAAAAAAGUAUACAUAAUUGAUAGUAAGAAUCAACAGAUAUCUGGACUCAUUGGACCGGUUGAAGAGGGAUCUGAUGUCCGGCUAAGCUGUAUAGUGGAAGGGGGAAAGCCUGAUCCAAGUGUGCACUGGUAUCGCGAUAAUGUGUUGAUAGAUGUGUCGACCACUAGUAUUGACGACUCUGUUGUUAGGAAUGAACUUCUCAUAGAGAAUAUUCGUCGAAAUGAUUUGAACUCAAUUUAUAGCUGUAAUGCAAUUAAUAACAACUCCAGUCAGACGUCUAUUUCAACAUUUGUCACGUUUGAUAUUUAUGUAAAGCCGUCUGACGUGAAGAUAAUUUCUAUAAGAAGACCGCUGUCUUCUGGACGCAAAUUUGAUUUAAUUUGUCGAUCUUUUGGCUCAAGACCUCCCGCACAACUCACAUGGCUUAAGGACAAUAGAUUGCUCUCAAAGACUAGAGAGACCUUUUCAGACGAUGGAAACGUGACGACAAGUGUUCUGGAAUUGGUUCCCAGCGCUGAAGAUCACGGAUCGUAUCUCAACUGUCGCGCAGAGAAUCUUCGUUUAGCCAACAGUACUAUUGAAGACCAAUGGGUUCUCAAUAUAUUCUUCCAACCGAAAGUGAACUUAACAUUGAGGACGAGUUCAGGCAAAGGACUGGUAGCGGUCGGCAGUCAGCUAUUCAUGGAAUGUCACAUCACUGCUAAUCCCAGUGUAGUUGAGGUCAAAUGGCUUCUCAAUGGACAGCCUCUCAAACAAGACGUUGAAAGAGAUGUAUUGAUAAGGAAUGCAAGUCUUGAAAUACGAAGUGCUAGACGUGAAGAUCAAGGACUGUAUCGAUGCUAUGCCUCUAAUUUGGAGGGAAAGACAGACAGUAAUGAGUUACGGCUCGACAUCCACUUUUCGCCAAUUUGUAGAGAAAAGUCCAACAAUAGUAUAGGGGUUGCGAUCGGAGAGACAAUUGAAUUGGAGUGUGUGGUGGAGGCAUCACCUGCUUCUGUCACUUUCGACUGGACUGUCAACCGAUUUCUACUCAACAAUCAUAUCCAGCAUUCAAAUCAAGGCCUAACCAGUCGUUUGUCAUACAAAGUGCACAAUAAAGACGAUUUGGGAACCAUUGAGUGCAGCGCCAAGAAUGCCGUCGGACAACAAAGACAACCCUGUCUUUUCACUUUAAUAGCCCAGGGUCCACCUGAGGGACUGCAUGAAUGUGGAGUGAGUAACAAAACUGACGCUUCAUUUCUGGUGGAAUGUAUGGCUGGAGACGACGGAGGACUGAAUCAGACCUUCCAUUUGGAUAUCUUUGACGAUUCGGAACGCAAGAGAUUACUGAUUGAGUUGACCAAUCAAUUGAAGCCCAUAUUCGCAGUGCAGGGCCUGGAGUCGGGCCAUAUAUUUUAUUUAAGUGUAUACGCGGCCAACUCUAAGGGCAAAAGUGUCGCAAAGACAAUAACCAGCAAUACAUUGACUUUAUCUUCAUUAUCCAGUGAUGCCAAAGAAGAGUCGGCGCCCUUUCUUACGGACUUGAAUCCACUAUUUGGUGCUUUAGCCGCACUCUUAACCGCCAAGUAUGGACACAGUUCUACCGUUCAGUGUCUUAGUAUGGAUUGGUCUGAAAUGGGCAACAAUGAUGGUCUGGUCUACUCUAACGGAUCCAUACCUGGAAUUAUUAAUAAUUACGAUAACAAGAAAAACGCAUUUAAUAGCAAUACUAUAAAUAGAUUGAAUGACAAGACAUGUAAUAACAUCGAUAUAAUCAAUAUUAGACACGAUGUAAGACAAGGACUGCGAAUUUCGUAG